Rhododendron vialii is the source of this 940-nucleotide messenger RNA. RefSeq lists its product as uncharacterized. The coding region runs from base 200 to 646 and encodes 148 amino acids. NCBI's taxonomy places the organism in Eukaryota, Viridiplantae, Streptophyta, Magnoliopsida, Ericales, Ericaceae. Gene Ontology annotation, biological process: innate immune response. The transcript is spliced from 2 exons. The record is from RefSeq and is a predicted model, not a curated record.
CAAAAACUUCCCAACCCGUUGCAACAAAAGGAAGGCUCCAAGUCCUUCGCCGUCAAGUCUAUUCUCACCCUUUUCGCUCUCUCGCUCUCUCUAUAGAUUUGUACUUGCUCCACCUACCAUUCAUCUCUCUUUCUCUCUCCUUCUCUCUCUCUCUCUCUCUCUCUCUCCAUCUUGUCUUGGCUAGGAGCAGUACUUCAUAAUGUUUGAUUUAGGGGACGAACUCAUAAUCGGUAGCCAAAGAAUACCAUGGCUAAUAUGGAUCCAACUCCUCGUAAUGCUCCUCCUCAUAAUUCUCCUCUAUUACUUCACCGUCUCCGCUCUAGGCUUAGAUCCUUCCCCCUCCGCCACCGCCACCGCCGCUGCAGCUUCUACUUCCACUGUUCUCCUCGCCUCCGGUAACGCUGCCGCCGCCAGUGCAAGCCAAGUACACAAUAUCAAGGUGGGUGAGGGCCACAGUAUUACGGACGAUAUGGGAACAAGCACAAGAAGAAGAAGAAUAAGAAGAGAAGACACCCAAGAGAGGGAUGGCAUUGCUUACCACCCUUGCCAUUAUUUUGGUCUCGCUAAACAAGCUUUUCUCAAGUGCUUGGGCUUUGAUCCCACCUCUAAAGAUUCUUCCAACUCACGUCACAGAAAAGAAGAAUAAUGUAUUCAGCUCUCUAGCUCGUCAGUUUGAUCAUUGAUGUAUACGUACAUAAUAUCUAGUUUGUCGAAAAAGUUACUCCAAGCGCCGAAAUAUUACUCUAGAAGAGUUGUACAUAUCGUAGGAAUGUCUUUCAUUUAUGAUUUUUGGAUAACUAUAAUAGGACCUAUGUAUAUGGAAGGGAAUGUCAUACUAGUGCGCAACCUAAGUUAUGUGAGUUCCCCUGGUAUUCACUGUAUUUUGGAUUUCCCAAAACAGUCCCUUCGUGUAAUUCUGAAACACAACAAUCUGUCCUCA